Lemur catta (Ring-tailed lemur) is the source of this 572-nucleotide messenger RNA. RefSeq names its product ribosomal protein S15 (gene RPS15). The transcript has 4 exons. Bases 99 to 536 code for a protein of 145 amino acids. The record is from RefSeq and is a predicted model, not a curated record. Gene Ontology annotation, molecular function: structural constituent of ribosome; RNA binding. NCBI's taxonomy places the organism in Eukaryota, Metazoa, Chordata, Mammalia, Primates, Lemuridae. Gene Ontology annotation, biological process: ribosomal small subunit assembly; translation. Gene Ontology annotation, cellular component: ribosome; cytosolic small ribosomal subunit.
CGCGAGCGCGCGCACGGCCGAGGGGUGGGGCACGCCGUCGGCCUUGCAAUAACUGCGCAGGCGCGGGCAGGGGCUGUCCUUUUUGAGGAGCCGGCAAGAUGGCGGAAGUGGAGCAGAAGAAGAAGCGGACAUUCCGCAAGUUCACCUACCGCGGCGUGGAUCUGGACCAGCUGCUGGACAUGUCCUAUGAGCAGCUGAUGCAGUUGUACAGUGCGCGCCAGCGGCGGCGGCUGAACCGGGGCCUGCGCCGCAAGCAGCACUCACUGCUGAAGCGCCUGCGCAAGGCCAAGAAGGAGGCACCGCCCAUGGAGAAGCCUGAGGUGGUGAAGACGCACCUGCGGGACAUGAUCAUCCUGCCUGAGAUGGUGGGCAGCAUGGUGGGCGUCUACAACGGCAAGACUUUCAACCAGGUGGAGAUCAAGCCCGAGAUGAUCGGCCACUACCUGGGGGAGUUCUCCAUCACCUACAAGCCGGUUAAGCACGGCCGGCCCGGCAUCGGUGCCACCCACUCCUCCCGCUUCAUCCCCCUCAAGUAGCCUGCUCAGCCAAUAAAGACACUUCUUUAGUCCUAA